AUGACAGCUUUUACUCGGCAAACUCUGCAGUUCCCACCAGAUUCCGGUCAGACCGACCAGCUCGUCUCGUCCGGGCUCCCCCGCAAGCGAAAGCGCGUCAAGACGGCCAUCUCCUUCGAAGAUGAGUCGAGAACCAUUGCUCCUGUCUAUGACCGUGCUAUGGUAUCUCCCCCUGAGCUUCCCAGCGACGAAAGCCGUGUCGGGUUCAGUUAUGAAACAAUAAAGGAGAAUCAGGUGAUGAACACUGGCUUGGUUAACAUAUUAAAUGGGUUGGAUGUGUUUGGUCCUGAUACUGUUCACGAUGUUUUGUUGCCGACCCGUUCCGACUCAAUCCUCAACUCCACUAGUCCCAGUAGGACCCAAGCGGACAGGUCUAAUCAAUCCGCUCAAAUCAAUCUGCCUAGCCAGGAUCGACUGGAGCGUCUUGCAGUGACUUUCUUUCUUCACGUUCAUGUCUAUCGCGCCAAUGCUUUUCUCCACCGAGACCGAACGCUCACUGCCAUCCGCGAUGGGACCUUAUCCGGGGCGAUUGUCCUCGCUCUGUGUGCUGUCGGGGGGAGAUUCGCCUUUCCCCCGGAGUCCGAAGAGACAGUAAUGGCCUGGGCAACAGAUGCAGGUAUUCAGAUUAUAGCAUCGACGGACGCGGGUCAGUUUGCACGAUCCCAUCUCUGGUCCGGGAUUGCCAUGAACCAGGCAAUUACCCUCGGCCUGCAUCGCGAAGCCCCACUAAGAAACCACACCUUCGUCGAGAGCGAACGCGAUCGACGGAUAUUCUACGCAUGUUACGCGAUGAGCCGGCUCAUAUCCAACGGCGCACCGGAGUCGAUUCAGUGCCCUUCGUCUCGCAUCAGGCUCAAGCUACCGUGCGACGGCUUCAACUACCGGAUGGAUGUUUCUGUGGAAACACCAUACGCCCAGUUGGAGGAGGCCGAGGGGCCAUCAGGGUCGGCUGACACCCACCAAUACGUGGGCGCCAUGGGGUUCUGGGUGCGCUUAGUCGGGGUCCGAACGAUGGCUCGGCAAUACUUUCACACCCUCUGUGAAAGCCGACAGCAGGAGCAGCAGCAGCAUGAAAGCGUGAUACGAGCAGUGCCCGGGGGUAAUCCAAGAUGCCCCAUGUUACUACCGUCGCUAGCACCGUGGAGUCCCAGCUCCCCGUAUGUAGCAUGCAUGGCCAAGCUAGCCCUCAUCCGAGAGUCGCUACCUACAAGGUUCCAGCUCUCCCGCGAACGCGUCGCGCAACUCGCCGAAUCUCCCGUCCUCGGCCAAAUCGUGCUGUUCUACCUGUGGUGGAACAUUUGCCACAUCGAACUAUGCAGCAUGGCGUUGACGGGGUACGCGCAAUCGUUGGACGAGGCUACUCUCGCUGCCGCUCCGGAUGGCUGGGUCCAACAGACGCGCCAGAACUGCUUGCGGCAUGCGCAGGCUAUAACUGAUGUGCUGGAACUCCUUGAUCGGGAGUUAUAUGCGCAUCCGCUGACGAUCUACGACCAUACCAUCGCGCAUGUAGUCUACCUGUCCCUUCGAGUGCAAUUGGAAGUCGGACUCGUGGAUGAUGAGAUCCCGUCUCGAUUGAUGAACCGAUUUGAGAUGAUGCUCGCGUUUGUGAAACGAACGAGUACCUAUUUCCGGUCGGUUCAGCUCGUGCUCAAGGAGAUGCGUCGCAUGCUGGCCGACCAUGGAGUAGUCCCUUGCAACCCGCAUCAGGAGAGCCAGUCGUGA
Aspergillus aculeatus ATCC 16872 is the source of this 1722-nucleotide messenger RNA. Its product is annotated as fungal specific transcription factor domain-containing protein. The transcript is spliced from 4 exons. Gene Ontology annotation, cellular component: nucleus. Lineage: Eukaryota; Fungi; Ascomycota; Eurotiomycetes; Eurotiales; Aspergillaceae. The record is from RefSeq and is a predicted model, not a curated record. The coding region runs from base 1 to 1722 and encodes 573 amino acids. Gene Ontology annotation, biological process: DNA-templated transcription. Gene Ontology annotation, molecular function: zinc ion binding; DNA binding.